UGGUGUGUUGAUGGUCUGAGCCGCUCCCCUAACGUCAAUGAGCCAUCACCCUCCCUGGUGAUGUCAGAGAGGCCUCAGCGCUCCGACUGGAUUGGCUGGGUCUGGCUCUCAGGGGUUGGCUCUGAGGAAAGGUGAAUGUGCAAGGAAGCAGCUGUGGAGAGGUGUGUGUGGUGUGUGUGUGUGUGUGUGCAGAGUCAGAGUGUCUGCAAGCAGGCACAGACAGUUGGGCUCUGCUCCGGCAGAGGAGUUCUCCUUCCUUCAGCAACUGAUCAAGACAAGCAGGCAGCAGGGUCUGGAUAGUGGAUACUUUGGAAAGGGACCCUGGCUUUCCCUAUUCCUGAGGAGUGGAGCCACAAGAAGGCAGCAGGAGAAGGAAGCAAAAAGGGUGGGAGGAGUUGUGCAAUUUGAUUUCAUUUUCCUGACUUACAACUGAGCCUGGGACACCUAAAUCUGAUAUGCCAACUGAAAUCUCUCACACAGAGAGAAUGCAUGCCAUCUCCGGCUUCCAUUCCUCGCUGACAGCCCGACUUCUCAACAAAGGUCCCGAGUACCUUCGCAAACAGAUGGAGGCAGGCAACCCGGGCCGGAAGAGUGCUGUGGAACGACUGGCAGCGGACAAAGCCAAGUAUGUCAAAAGUCAGCAGGUAAUCAGGACUAAGCAUGAACCAGCAGUGGUUACAGCACUCAGCUCGGGUUCAGAGAGCAGCAGCGAGACCUGUUCAGUUGGAAGUAAGAAAGCCAGCAAUGUGGCUGAGGAGAAGAGUGUUGAAUCCCAAGUUAACCCCACCAUGGAUUCUGGCCCUGCUCCCCUCGAGCGUGGUCCUCCCAUCGUGAGGCGUAGCAGUGGCAAGAGACAGAUGAGACCGGACUCCUUAGUAAUCUAUCGCCAGAAGUGUGAGUUUGUGAGAGGUCAAAGCCAGGAGAGCACUCGUGGGAGUUUGGUCAGAAGACUAUUCCAGGGCUCCUUCAAAGAAAAGCAGCUGGUUUCUGAGGCAUCCAAAGCCAUGGUCAAGGAAGAUGUCUCGCCUGAAGUGGACAGGGCUGAAAUGGGCAAAGAGGUGAGUCAGAACCUUGACCUGGCAGGACAGACAGUGCCUCCAAAGACAGGUGCAGCCACGAUUCUCACCAACAGGUGUGAGAAUGCCCCUAGUCUGACUACGGCACCUUAUGAGGUCAAGGAGGUGAGGCUGAAAGGUCUUCAUCGCUCCCAAUCGGACAUUAGUUCUCGGUACUCAAAAUCUUUCUCGGAAUUUGACACCUUCUUUAAAUACUGUGGCCUUGAACCCAAGGUAAUAGAGGACCUUGGCCAGGAGAACUUUUCUGUGGCUUCCGACAACUUCUCCUUUCGGAUCCGCAGCAUCAGCAUGGCCACAUCCGAAAGUGACUUCACGAGGCACAGCGGGGAUGACGGACUCCUGGAAGAAGAACUCACAGAACAGGUUCCUACUGGCACUUCAGUGAUUGAGCGCAAUGCUCGGAUAAUCAAAUGGCUGUACACCUGCAAGAAAGCCAAGGAAGCAAAUGCUGUGCUACAGGAGUUUGCAUGAAGAUGGCUUUCUUUGGAACACAGAGAAGCCAGGUGGAAAUAUUAUUUGAAGGAAAGGAUAAGCUAAACGUAUGGACUCGCCACAACUGUUUCUAGAACUCUGGCUUAAAUUUGCAGGUCGCAUUCCGCAAAACAGCAAUUCCUUGUCGAAGACCAAAAUGCCGCUCAAAGCUAAGGAUCCAGAGCAACUCCUUUAAAAUCAGGCCUGAUCAUGGCUAAAAAGUGCAGAACUGGAAGCUGUCGUUCAUCGUCCUCCAAUUCCUUCACAAUGUCUAAAGACAAUGGGAGUGUUGAUCCACAUUCAGGACAAGCUUUCAAAAAAUGAAGACCAUUUCUUCACCUUGAUAGCAUGUGCACAACUAUGUGUGAGAAAUAUAUGUGUCUAUUUUGUGGUGUGCAUGAUGGGAAACCACUAUCAGAACAUUCCCUGGAAAACCCUCCCCGCUUUUGGGUGGGAUGGGAAACUGCUAUGAUUUGUGCCUUCCCAAUCCAUUUAUACAUGUACAUGACAACUUAGUGCAUGUAUAUAAGUGUAGGCAAAAUAAAUCCUGGUUGAGAUCCUGAUUUUGCUCUUGCCAGCAAAAGGCAGAAAUAUUUGUUCCCCCUAUAAAGAUCUCAACUUUCUAAAAAUGGCUGGCAGAAUGGAUACAGUUAGAUAUACUGCCUAUAUCAGUUCUAUAACAUCCUACUUCAGCUUGGAUCUCUCCAGGGUUUAGGGCAGUUGUUCUCAACCUGUGGGUCUC
This is a messenger RNA of Anolis sagrei ordinatus, 2289 nucleotides long. RefSeq names its product family with sequence similarity 110 member C (gene FAM110C). Gene Ontology annotation, cellular component: cell cortex. Gene Ontology annotation, biological process: positive regulation of cell migration; regulation of cell projection assembly. The record is from RefSeq and is a predicted model, not a curated record. Gene Ontology annotation, molecular function: alpha-tubulin binding. NCBI's taxonomy places the organism in Eukaryota, Metazoa, Chordata, Lepidosauria, Squamata, Anolidae.